Molecule: messenger RNA, 558 nt
Organism: Apaloderma vittatum (bar-tailed trogon)
Lineage: Eukaryota; Metazoa; Chordata; Aves; Trogoniformes; Trogonidae
Gene: ANAPC10
Product: anaphase promoting complex subunit 10
Exons: 4
Coding region: 1-558 (185 amino acids)
Biological process (GO): protein K11-linked ubiquitination; anaphase-promoting complex-dependent catabolic process
Cellular component (GO): anaphase-promoting complex
Source: RefSeq, a predicted model, not a curated record
AUGACAACCCCAAACAAGACCCCACCUGGUGCUGACCCAAAGCAGUUAGAGAGGACUGGUACUGUUAGAGAAAUAGGCUCCCAAGCAGUUUGGUCUCUUUCAUCCUGUAAGCCAGGAUUUGGAGUGGAUCAGUUACGAGAUGAUAAUCUAGAAACUUACUGGCAGUCAGAUGGAUCACAGCCUCAUUUGGUGAACAUCCAAUUUAGAAGAAAAACAACAGUGAAGACACUAUGUAUUUAUGCAGACUACAAAUCUGAUGAAAGUUACACUCCAAGCAAAAUCUCUGUCAGAGUAGGAAAUAAUUUUCAUAAUCUCCAGGAAAUCCGGCAACUUGAAUUAGUGGAACCAAGCGGCUGGAUUCAUGUUCCUUUAACAGAUACUCAUAAGAAGCCUAUUCGCACGUUUAUGAUUCAGAUUGCUGUUCUAGCUAACCACCAAAAUGGAAGAGACACUCACAUGAGACAAAUCAAAGUGUACACCCCAGUGGAAGAGAGCUCCAUUGGUAAAUUUCCUAGAUGUACAACAAUUGAUUUCAUGAUGUAUCGCUCCAUACGAUAA